Messenger RNA from Dothidotthia symphoricarpi CBS 119687, 387 nucleotides. RefSeq lists its product as uncharacterized. The transcript has a single exon. The record is from RefSeq and is a predicted model, not a curated record. The annotation marks the transcript as partial. Lineage: Eukaryota; Fungi; Ascomycota; Dothideomycetes; Pleosporales; Dothidotthiaceae.
GGGGGUGGCAACAACAACAAGACGAACAAAACUCCAACCGGUCCUCGACCAGGCCUGACCUUCUCCAAAGGCGGCGUAGCCAUCACAGGCUCAGGACGCAAGAAGCGCAAGAACUACCCCGUGUCCUGGGGGUGCCCAACCGACAAGAUGAAGAUGAAGAAGCGUGUGUUGUGCGUGUACGACGGGAGCCGACGCCUCUGGAAGGACGACAUGAUGCUCGACCAGGACUUUGAAGUCCGGAUGAAGCUGCCGGACGGCAAGAGCUACGUCACGGACCUGGAUGUGCAGACACUCAACCGUGCCGAUGCGCUGCAUGGUGCGACGAUCGAGGAGAAGGGGCCGUGGGUGCCGGACAAUAUCAUGGCUGCUGAGCGGUUCUCGUUUUGA